AUGGUGCAAAAAAGCGUCUUGGCUACAGCCGCCCUGGUGGCUGGCUCGGCAGCUCAGUUUGCAUCGUUUUCUUCCAGCAACUACGCAUUAGCAGUUAAUGUCCCUUCGGACACUGCCUCAUCUGGGAGCGGUUCACUGUUCCUCCAGAUCAGUGCCCCUAGCGGGACCGAAUGGAUCAGUUUUGGUCAGGGCUCCAGCAUGGCGGGAGCCAACAUGCUCGUUGUAUAUGCUGCCGACAGCACGAAUGUGACUGUGUCCCCAAGACUGGGCACUGGCCACGUUCAACCGCAGUUUAACUCAGACGCCUCGGUGUCGUUGCUAGAAGGAAGUGGUAUUGCGUCGGACGGUUCACUCGUUGCCAAUAUCCGUUGCGAUACAUGCCUGAGCUGGAGUGGUGGUAGCAUGAGCCCAACGGACUCCUCGAGCAGUUGGAUCUUUGCCUUCAAAUCAGGAGACCCUCUCGACUCAACGGACCAAUCUGCCAGCAUUAAACAGCACGACAGCACCGGUGGAUUCACCCUGGAUUUGACUCAAGGUGUGGGCGGCAGCUCAUCAAACCCAUUCGUGGCCGCUUCCAGUGAUUCUUCUUCGUCCUCGGCAGCCCCGUCGGCGACUGCACCUGCCUCUGCUUCUCAAUCCGCAGACGGAACGCCAGCCACCGCAACGGAGUCAGGAACGGCCACCACGAGCACCGUUGUCACACCUACUGGUGGUGUGUCAAACCCCAUUGUGAGCUCCAACCCAUCUUCAUCAAGUGGAACAGUGGUCAGUCUUAGCCCUGGUGACAACAUUCGAACCGCUCAUGCCGUCAUUAUGGCCUUGGUCUUCGUGGUGAUGUUCCCGUUGGCGGCUUUGACACUGUAUCUGCCCUACACCAACAAGGUCCGACAUAUCCAUGCCCCGUUGCAAGUCCUCAGUUUGAUAUUGAUGAUGGUCGGUCUGGGUCUGGGUGUCCAACUCGGCAAACAAGUUGACAAGCUGGAUGAAUAUCACAUGGUCAUUGGAUACAUCCUGGUCGCAUGGAUGGGGGUCUUCCAGCCCGCCCUGGGUCUCCUUCAGCACAUCCAUUUCCGAAAGUUCGGCACGCGCAGCGCUUACGGUCAAACUCACCGUUGGCUGGGUCGUGCCAUGAUCCUCCUCGGUGUCAUCAACGGUGGCUUGGGAUUCAAGACCGUGGGCAUGAUUGGCAGCGAAUAUGUCCCCACCUACUCAGUCGCUGUCUACAGCAUCCUCUCUGCCGUCGUUUUCAUUGUUUACCUCGUGGUGCUACUCUUGCCACGGUACACGAACAGCGCAGACGCGGCACAAAGCCUCGCAGGUGAAAAGCCUCGACCCCGAACUGAAGGUUAUGAGAUGCACCGUCGCUCUUACGAUGCUCGUCGUGGUUGA
Cladophialophora psammophila CBS 110553 is the source of this 1389-nucleotide messenger RNA. RefSeq lists its product as uncharacterized. The record is from RefSeq and is a predicted model, not a curated record. The transcript has 2 exons. Lineage: Eukaryota; Fungi; Ascomycota; Eurotiomycetes; Chaetothyriales; Herpotrichiellaceae. Bases 1 to 1389 code for a protein of 462 amino acids.